Saprolegnia parasitica CBS 223.65 is the source of this 1511-nucleotide messenger RNA. RefSeq lists its product as hypothetical. The transcript is spliced from 3 exons. Gene Ontology annotation, molecular function: protein binding. The record is from RefSeq and is a predicted model, not a curated record. Gene Ontology annotation, biological process: regulation of flower development. The coding region runs from base 222 to 1376 and encodes 384 amino acids. Lineage: Eukaryota; Oomycota; Saprolegniomycetes; Saprolegniales; Saprolegniaceae.
GAAGGUGUUGGGCCGCGAAUAUUUUGUUAUUUGCCAGCGCGCAGCCAAAGUCAGACGACCUCGGCGGCGACUCGACAAGCACGACCAGCAGCAGCUCCGCGAUACCCUCGACCUCGCCGCACCUGCUGUCACCGCCGCCGACGACAUCCGCUGUCUCUGGAUCCUUCGCCGCCGCCUCCAUCUCCGACGGCCACCGACCCGACGUUUUUCCAGUUUGCAAGAUGAUGCUCGGAUGCUACGCAGAAGACCCGCUGGCCAAGCAGAGCCGCCAGCAAGCACACGCCCACGCGGCCUCGAGCGGCCACGGGGUUGGCGCCGACUCGUUUGUCGAUGUAGAAAAGGACGGCGAACUCGGCUGGUUUAGCGACGGCAGCCUCCUGCGCAUGGACGAGUUUGGCCACGACAUUGAGUGGGUCAACGACGAGCUGGACCAAAGUCUGCACCUGCAAUUCGCCCACGGCGACAGCGAAGACCUCUUUGCGCGCGAAUUUGCGCCAUUUGCAGUGCCCUCUGCGGCGACGCCGCUCGACGUGGCGUCCAACAAUCAGCCCACCGCCUCUGAUGGCAUGCACUUGGCAAGCGGUGACUUUCGGGAAUGCGAGAAGCUCCUCAUGAGCUUUGACACGAUGAGCUACACGUCGCCGUCGCCGAUCUCAUCGCCGCGCCGCGGCGACGCAUCACUUGACGACGCGAUGCUCGACGACGACAUGGACGACGACAUGGACAUUGACGACGACAUGUCGCUCGACGGCGACAGCGACGCGCUCUCGUCCAUGACGGAUAUGGAAACCGAGAGCCUCAAGGCCGCGCUCGCCAAGCUCUCGCCGCCGGCCGUCACCAAGGUCGAGCACAAGGCGCUGGUCGCGCCCGUGAAGAAGAUUUUCGAGCCCAUUUGCCAUCAGCGCACGAUCGGUGCGUACACGCCAGCCGCGCGCAAGCUGCGACUGGAAAAGUUCCACGAGAAGCGGAAGAAGCGCAUUUGGAAGAAGAGCAUCAAGUACGACUGCCGGAAGAAGCUCGCGGACGACCGUCCGCGCAUCAAGGGCCGGUUUGUGCGUGUGCUCGAGAACCUCAACCUCGUUAAGUCGGAAGAGGCGAUCGUGGUCCCCGACGCCACCGUUGACGCGCCCGUCGCCGCGUCCCCGAAGACGGACGCCGCGCUGAUCGAGGCACCCGUGACCGACGCCGCGCCGGUCGGCACGCCUGCGGGCACGCCAAGCCCGACCGCCGUGUCGUCGCUGCUCGGCGCGAGCCUGAGCCCGACCGUGAAUGCGAUCUCGGCCAACUUUGGCUUUGGCUUUGGGUCGCCUGUCGUCAUGGUCAAGCUCGAGCAGCCGCCGUCGUUCCCGCUCGUCGGCCGCGCAAUCUUGGGCUAGCGACAUGCUUGUCUGUAGUAGUUAGUAGUUCCUCCAACCCCCACCCCAUCGCUGCCGCUGCGCAGUAACCACAUUAUAGUGCUAGAACCCGAGUCGCCCGUAUCGAAAAAUAACAAGCCCACUUCCGACUCGACA